Molecule: messenger RNA, 1353 nt
Organism: Naumovozyma castellii
Lineage: Eukaryota; Fungi; Ascomycota; Saccharomycetes; Saccharomycetales; Saccharomycetaceae
Gene: CLP1
Product: cleavage polyadenylation factor subunit CLP1
Exons: 1
Coding region: 1-1353 (450 amino acids)
Source: RefSeq, a predicted model, not a curated record
AUGUCACUCCUUCCCGGACUUACUGAUUCUAAUCAAGCAACUGAUUUAUUUGUUGAUGCAAACGAAGUACAUAAACUGGUUUUAAAAGAGGAAACUGAAUGGAAAGUCGAAAUACCGUCUUCUUCUAAGUUAACCAUAACCAUAAGGUCAGGAAUAGCAGAAAUAUUCGGAACUGAAUUAGCCAAUGAUGUUGAGUAUACAUUUUCCAAUUGGAAAAUAUCAUUAUCCGCUGUGGAAAACGUCAUAUUAGAAUGGAAAUGUCCAGAUAUCCCCAAUAAAGACUUGAUGAUUGAGCCAAAUACAACUAGCAAAUAUGUGUACAAUUUACAUUUUGGUUUAGAGAAGAUGAGAAACUCGAGCUUUAAUGGGCCUAGAAUUCUUGUCGUUGGGAAUGCAAAUUCGGGAAAGACAACGCUCUGUAGAACAUUAUGCUCAUAUGCAAUCAAAUUCAAAUCGUAUCAACCUUUAUUCAUUAAUUUAAACCCUCAUGAAGGGAUCUUUUCACCACCUGGUUGCCUGACGGCAACUCCCAUUUCAGAUAUUCUAGAUGUUCAAUCACAGACGUGGGGCCAAAGUAUGACAAGUGGUGCCACUGAACUUCAUAGUAAACAACCCAUUGUUAAGAAUUUUGGAUUGGAGAAUAUAUCAGAGAACAGAUCUUUGUAUUGGGAUAAUAUGAACCAAUUGAGUAAUGCUGUGAACGAAAGAUUACAGAAUGAUGUUAUCGUCCAGAGAUCAGGAUGCAUCUUGAAUACACCAUCGUUAUCAGAUUUGGAUGAAGAAUUCAACGAACUUGUCACCAUUAUAGAUAGAUUUAAAGUUAACAUCGUGGUAGUCUUAGCAGAACAGGAUGAAUUUACAUUGUUUGAAAAGGUUAAGGAAACAUUGAGACCAUACAUUGGUGAUUUCCUCAUAAGGCUUCCAAAAUUAAGUGGGAGAUUUGAAGCAGAUGAUGCAUAUAAGAGGUCCUUACAACGGACUGCCAUUAAAGAAUACUUUUAUGGAACUCCUAAGACCAUAUUAAGCCCAUAUGCCUCAGGUGCAGAUUUUGAAGAGAUCACUGUAUGGAAGCCAAUAAACAUGGUAGAAGCGCAAGGAACAACAUCUACGUCAAAUCCAUUGCAAUUAUUACCAGUGACAGUCGAUGCCAGUACGCUACAACAUGCUCUCGUGGCAAUUUCUUAUGCAGACAGAAAAAGCUCUAGUUCUGAAGUCCAAAAGGCAUCGAUUCUGGGAUUUGGACUUAUUACAGAGGUUAAUGAGAAGAAAAGGAAAAUUAGAAUCUUGUUACCGGUUCCUGGUAGACUACCUAACAAGGCAAUGAUUUUAACAUCUUAUAGAUAUUUAGAAUGA